Messenger RNA from Penicillium olsonii, 606 nucleotides. The record is from the annotation of a GenBank genome assembly. Lineage: Eukaryota; Fungi; Ascomycota; Eurotiomycetes; Eurotiales; Aspergillaceae.
AUGGCCGUUUUCCUGGCCCUCGUCAUCCCUCUUCCUCACACCAUUAAGCGCAAGCUCUUUGCGUUCAUCUCUGAGAGCCCCAUUAUCGCCAAGUUGCAGUAUGGACUAAAGAUCACAUUCAUCUUCAUCCUCAUCUUGUUCAUUGACUCCGUGAACCGCGUGUACCGUGUCCAGCAAGAGCUUGCCUCCUUCACCAAGGAAGGUCCCGGCAUGGGCGCCGCUCACCUCGGCACCGACCGCAUGGAGGUCCAGGCCCGCAAGUUCUACUCGCAGCGCAACAUGUACCUGUGUGGUUUCACUCUUUUCCUCUCCCUGAUUCUCAACCGCACCUACACCAUGAUCCUUGAGGUUCUCCGUCUCGAGGACCGCGUCCGUCUUCUCGACGGCGACAAGAAGGCUGGCGGCAAGGACUCUGCCCGCAUCGCCGAGGCUGGCUCCGUCGGCGAGAUUGGCCGUCUUAAGGAAGUCAUCGAGGCCAAGGACCGUGACAUCGAGACCCUCAAGAAGCAAUGCGAGGGCCUGACCCGCGAGUACCACAGCCUGGGAGACAAGGUUUCCUCCGAGAAGGGUGACUUGAACGAGAAGGGUGACAAGAAGGACCUGUAG